UAUUUAUGUUUGCUCCAUUCACAUUUUCUUAGCUCCUCCUUGAGAAGACUGAACGCUCUGGCCCAGCUUGAUGUUAUUUCAAUGGGGAGGAGGAGAUGCAACACUCAAAAUGUGUGCUACCACAUGGAUUCAACAACUUCGAUCCAGGCAAGCUUUGUGAACAUUCCUAGGGCCUGACUCGAGACUGGAUGAGGCGUCCAGCACGACCUCUUUGAUGGCCUGACAGUUUUAUAGGGCCAUAGCCAACGACGAUUGAGUGCUUCAACUAGAUGGAGUCGAGAACUGAUCUCUAAUAAAGCAAGCGUAGAGAACGGCAUCUUCAUAAUGGAGAUCGAUGCUGAUUUUGAUAUCCUCAGCUUUGUGGAGGGGGACACUCACGAUAUGGUUAUCCCUGGGGAUCCAUUGGACUCGAUUGUUUCCAAUGUACUCAGUGAGCAUGAUAUUAUGGACAUCCUUGGUGAAGAAGUGCUUGCUGAUGCAAAUCCCUCACUGAAUGGACCCUUGGGAUCUAAAAACCACCUAUGUCCCGUGUGCAGACGUCCGGCUGGGAAACAUUUAUACUAUGGAGCGCAAGUGUGCGUGAGUUGCCGGGGAUUUUUCCGAAGAAGUGUCCAGAAUAAUCACCAAACCAUUUUCCAAUGCAUCGGGGACCUCAAUUGUGUUGUCGACUCAACAUCCCGGAAAAGUUGUAAAUUUUGCCGAUAUCAAAAGUGCCUCGACGCUGGAAUGAAUCCGGCAUAUGUGUUAUCGGCAGCAGAGAGGAAGGUUCGCAUCUUGCAACGAUAUCGCUCUAAAAGUGGGACCACGUCAAUUUUACCCAAGCUCAAGCUGCAACAAGAUUUGGCCAUGACUUUUACACGAGAGGAGAAAAUGUAUUACGACAAUGAGUUCAAGUCCAUGAUUGAUCUUACCUACGCAAAGUGUCUGGAAUUCUUUGUUAACCGUUUAGACGACUUUAAGAGCUAUCACGAGACUCUAUUUUUGGGGAUCCCUUUGACACCGGAGAAGAUGAAAAUGAUGAUGAGAUUGGACGAAGUAACCAUCACGUCCUAUUGUUUGCAACUUGACGAUUGCUACGAACUGUCCUUUCAUGACCGAAUGACUCUGAUCAAGAACAAUUUUCCGGCCCUAUAUGGUCUUACAUGGGCCGGAUAUGGACAAGAUUCCAGUGCAUACGAAUACUACGCCACUUUUCUUGAAGUGAUCAAAGGAAAAGCUUCGACUGACGACAAAUAUCGUCCACUGGCUUGUUUGGCAGAACAGCUAUUGCCCUCAUGCUCAGCAAUCGAAACGAACUUGGUGGAUCUUAACGAGAUAUUACCCCCAGAGAUACUUCGUCAAGAAUCAAAGAUAACUGAAUUAAACCAAGAGACGAGAAAGGUACGAGAGUGGUGCAACCCAUCUGGAUCAGCAAUCGGACCCGACAAUAAUAUUAUCCUGAUAUUCUACAAGAUCAUUUUAUUCGGGACCGAAUUUUCGGAUCGGCUGGACGAUCCAGCCAAAUGUGGAGCCAUUCAAGACAAAUACUUGUGGCAACUUCAUCGGUACGUCAAAACUCAGUUUGGCAAGAAGAGUUACGCCCUUUUACAUGAGACUGCCAUGAUCCCCUUGAGCAUCAAAUCGAUCUCAAACGUUCUUGAGGAGGCAGGGAAAUAACACAACAGUAGCAAAGGUUUCCUUAUGGUUUGGAAUGUGGGUGUUUUUUUUUCUUAUUGCAUCGAUGAUGGAUUGAUCUCAAACAGUGGAAAUAAAAAUUCAUGUUUUGAGUCUGUGUCUCAAGCAGGAACUGAAAAUGACA
Messenger RNA from Tigriopus californicus, 1798 nucleotides. Its product is annotated as glucocorticoid receptor-like. Gene Ontology annotation, molecular function: nuclear receptor activity; zinc ion binding; RNA polymerase II cis-regulatory region sequence-specific DNA binding. Gene Ontology annotation, cellular component: RNA polymerase II transcription regulator complex. Bases 325 to 1656 code for a protein of 443 amino acids. Gene Ontology annotation, biological process: regulation of transcription by RNA polymerase II; hormone-mediated signaling pathway; tissue development. The record is from RefSeq and is a predicted model, not a curated record. The transcript has a single exon. Lineage: Eukaryota; Metazoa; Arthropoda; Copepoda; Harpacticoida; Harpacticidae.